This is a messenger RNA of Apodemus sylvaticus (European woodmouse), 4008 nucleotides long. RefSeq names its product ectonucleoside triphosphate diphosphohydrolase 5 (inactive) (gene Entpd5). Gene Ontology annotation, molecular function: GDP phosphatase activity; UDP phosphatase activity. The record is from RefSeq and is a predicted model, not a curated record. NCBI's taxonomy places the organism in Eukaryota, Metazoa, Chordata, Mammalia, Rodentia, Muridae. Gene Ontology annotation, biological process: nucleoside diphosphate catabolic process. Gene Ontology annotation, cellular component: membrane.
GCGCACGCGCGUGACGUGUCCGCGGCGAGGGGCGGGGCGGAGAUCGCUGCAAGGCGGCGGGCGUCCGCGCCAGGGCGGCGCGCGCGUUCUUGGUUGACACAGAAAUGACAAGAAUCUUGGCCGAAUCUUCAAGCAGAGGUGAUCAUUAUGACCUUGCUUUUUAAAUUGAUCUACGGGACCAGCCCAUUUGCUGAAGAAUCGGCCAAAGCGAGGGCCUUACGGACCCCCACAGGAGUGUGAGCAGCAUUGCUUCAGCAACAAAGCCUCAAGUCCACAUCUCGGGAAGAAUAUGGCUGCUUCCUGGGGGGCCGUCCUCAUGCUGGUCAUAGCUGGUGUUGGCAGCACUGUCUUCUACAGAGAACAGCAAACUUGGUUUGAGGGUGUCUUCUUGUCUUCCAUGUGCCCCAUUAAUGCCAGUGCCGGCACCUUUUAUGGAAUUAUGUUUGAUGCGGGCAGCACUGGAACUCGGAUUCACGUUUACACUUUUGUGCAGAAAACAGCAGGACAGCUCCCCUUUCUGGAAGGUGAAAUUUUUGAUUCUGUGAAGCCAGGACUUUCUGCUUUUGUGGAUCGACCCAAACAGGGUGCUGAGACUGUUCAGGAACUCUUAGAGGUGGCCAAAGACUCGAUCCCCAGAAGUCACUGGGAAAGGACCCCAGUGGUUCUGAAGGCGACAGCGGGACUGCGCUUACUGCCAGAGCAGAAGGCCCAGGCGCUGCUCUUGGAGGUAGAGGAGAUCUUCAAGAAUUCACCUUUUCUGGUCCCAGAUGACAGCGUUAGCAUCAUGGAUGGGUCCUAUGAAGGUAUACUAGCUUGGGUUACGGUGAACUUUCUAACAGGUCAGCUGCAUGGCCGCGGCCAGGAGACUGUGGGGACCCUUGACCUGGGAGGUGCCUCCACCCAGAUCACGUUUCUACCCCAGUUUGAGAAAACCCUGGAACAAACACCUAGGGGCUACCUCACGUCCUUUGAGAUGUUUAACAGCACUUUUAAGCUCUAUACACAUAGUUACUUGGGAUUUGGACUGAAAGCUGCAAGACUGGCAACUCUGGGAGCCCUGGAAGCAGAAGGGACUGAUGGACAUACUUUUCGAAGUGCCUGUUUACCAAGAUGGUUGGAAGCAGAGUGGAUCUUUGGGGGUGUGAAGUACCAGUACGGUGGUAACCAAGAAGGGGAGAUGGGCUUUGAACCCUGCUAUGCGGAAGUGCUGAGAGUAGUACAAGGAAAACUUCACCAACCGGAAGAGAUUCGAGGAAGCUCCUUUUAUGCUUUCUCCUACUAUUACGAUCGAGCUGCCGAUACACACUUGAUUGAUUAUGAAAAGGGCGGCGUUUUAAAAGUUGAAGAUUUUGAAAGAAAAGCCAGGGAAGUGUGUGACAACUUGGAGACCUUCUCCUCAGGCAGCCCUUUCCUCUGCAUGGACCUCAGUUACAUCACAGCCUUACUGAAGGAUGGCUUUGGCUUCGCGGACGGCACCCUCCUGCAGCUCACAAAGAAAGUGAACAACAUAGAGACCGGGUGGGCCGGGGGCCACCUUUCACCUGCUCCAGUCUCUGGGCAUCACCAGCUGAGGCCAAGCACGUCCUCUGAAGCCUGCAUUUCUGAACAAGUUUUUUACCGGAAGGCGUGGACUCAGACAUUUUCUGACCUUCUCUGGGAAAAGCCUGGACUGAAACCCGUUAACUGGCUUUAUUAGGAGGGAGGGGGUUUUAUAGAUGAGUCUUGCCCUUGAGCCUAGUGAUUUGGGCUCAAAUAAUUUUGCACAUCUAAUGUGAAUGGCUCCUAACCACUUGGUGGGUGCAUGGCUGGCACCAGAGUGUAAAUCUUUUGAGAUUCUUUGUGUGUUACAGAGUCCUGCAAGGAAAAAAAAAAGAUUUGGAACUCCAUGUUAGAUUGCGAGACAGGUCCCUGGGAACCAAAGAACAAUCUCAUUUCAACCCUUGGAUGCCUCAUUGCUUUGAAUGGUUUCAUUUUUGCUUAUAAGCUAAAUUAAGCUGAUUUACUGAAAUCCCAUAACCCAUCAAUACUGGUAAUUUUUUUCUUCCUAACCUUAUUAUAUUCCCUACCCUAAAAGCUUGGGAGAAAUACCUGGUUUUGCUUCCCAUCUAUAAUUGAAAGAGAGGGGGAAAGAGACUGUAUUAGAAUGUGUGUGAUCCUGUGACGCGGCAGAUCAACCAAUCAAUUUAGAGCUUAGAGUUGUCCUAAGUAUUUUAUUUCUAGACAAGGGCUGUGUUGUGUUGUUCAGGCUGGCCUGGAACUCAGUAUGUAAUGCAGGUUGCCUUGAAUUAUCAACUCUCCUGCCUCAGCCUCCUGAACCUUGUGAUUGCAGGAGUGAGCUAUUGUGCUCAUGUCGUGUCACGGUCAAUCUUAGCAAGACGGAGAGAGUAGCUCUUAACUGCCUGGAUCAGAGCUGUAAGCACGGAGAUCGUCUGCUCUGACAGCUGUUGCCACUCUGGACUCAGUGAGCACUCAGCCCUAGCGAUGUGUGCCUGUGCAGUGCCAGCACUGCCUCCGAAGCUAGUGUGUUUAUAGAAUUAAACACAGCGCUGUGUUCCUUUGUAUUUCUGUGAAGUACAACCGUACCCUUGUUUUUGCUCUGCGGUUAGAAGUUAGUACUUGAGCUAUUUGUGCAUAAAGAUUACCAAUCCUUUCCGUUGUCCUUUUGGGGGGCUAAGGUGUGAAAAGUUCUGGGGAUUGAAUCCAGGGCUUCUUGAAUGUUAAGCACUGACUGUGCUAGCACUAUGCUUUUAUAGUAGUGCUUUCCUGCCGAGGCCCUUGCUGAAUUUAGCUUUUUUCUGGAUUUAUUGUCUAGCUCAGGAUUUCAGAUGCCCUUUCCAAUGAUAGCCACAUUUGAUUUGAUUGACUCCUUUGGUCCAUGUUGGUCCAGUCGCUCGCAACAGUGAGUAGCAUUGGAGAACCAUGUUUUCUCUCUCUGGACAUCUUCUGUGUCCCGGGUGAACACAAGCCAUGCGUGCCAGGCAUGGUGUUCCCCCUGCUCAUUAUUUAGCCCUUUAAAGUCAUUACCUUAAAGAUUUUAAACUUCUGUCACAAUGUCGUUUCUGGUAUGACAUCAUUUGCCUCAGGGUCUCCUGUCGCUUGGCUCCUGUCACAGCACUUUACCCUUCCUCUUCUCUUUCUAGGAAGUUUUCAUCUCCCUUAACAUAAUUUUAGUCACCUCCUUUUCCUUCCACUCUUCACAAAAGAUGUAACUAUACCCGGGCCCGUGACAGUCCCUGGGGAACCUUGUUUUUUAAACCAUUACACUGAAUCAAUAAUGUAAAUCAAGAAAAAGGUAUUAGAUCAUUUAUAGUCCACUAAAUGCUAUCACAGUGGGGAGAAACCAGGCUGUUCCCCAAGAGUAAGCUAUACUCAUUAAAGAUGCCUUUAUAACAGGUCUUAUGGCACAGGCCUGCAAUCCUAGCUACCUUGGAGCUGAGGCAGGGGGAUUAACAGAUUAUGUAGGCCAUAGCCAGUUUGAGUCUACUCUGGGCAACUCAGAGCCAACACUCAACAAAUGUUAAAAGGGUAAGUUAGAAGACAGUGUUCGGUGGCAAAGCUCUGUCAUAUCAGGCCCUCGAUUCAGUCCCCAGCACCAAAGACAAAGCAGACAACUCCUGCUCGCUACACAGUGGUCUCUGACGCCUCCAGCUAUAAAUGGGCCCAGCUAUAAAGUGAAUAUUGUUCCACAGACACCUAUGGUUACCUUGGAUACUGCCAGGACUGCUACAUGGACUUUUACCUCAGAAAUUUAUUUGCAUAUAGCCUGUUCAUCUUCAAGGUGUUUUUUGUUUUUUUGUUUUUGACAGGGUUUCUGUGUAGCCCUGGCUGUCCAAGAACUCACUCUGUAGAUCAGGCUAGCCUCAAACUCAGAGAUCUGCCUCUGCCUCUCUAGUAUUAGGAUGAAAGGUGUGUACCACCUCUACCCAGUGACAUGGGGCUUUUUUAUUAAGGGGCUUCUAUGUGUUAUGAGUUCCAUCUCUGUGAAAACAAUAUAUUUUAAAUACCUGG